AUGAGUACCAUCCAGAAUCUCAAGAAUUUCAUACGUCAUGGCAAACAGGCUCGCCUGGUGACGCCGCAUGCCGAACCCACCACCAACGUAUCGCCCAUCCAUGCCGAACAACAACGUCAGCCCCAGCGCACUUAUCCUCCCGCCGCCGGGAACCUCGAUGCCCUCGACAAUAAGUUGGGUCACGCCCAGGCCCCGCCGCAACCCGCUCAAAAGUCCCCCGAGCCGUCCCGUCGUGGUCGCGACGCCGAAAUCGAGCAGAUCGUCGCCGAGGAAAAGAGUGUCCGCUCCAAGAUGCCUCGCUAUCCGGGCCUCGAACGAUGGAUCUUGCUGGAGAAGAUGGGCGACGGCGCCUUCAGUAACGUGUAUCGCGCCAAAGACUCCACCGGCGAAUAUGACGAGGUGGCCAUCAAGGUCGUCCGGAAAUUCGAAAUGAACAGUAAUCAGUCCGAUAUUCUUCAUCCCGGAUUAAAAAGAAAGCCCAAAGCGGCUGAGCGGGCCAAUAUCCUCAAAGAAGUGCAGAUUAUGCGGCAGAUCGACCACCCGAACAUCGUCAAGCUCGUCAACUUCUCCGAAUCGCCGCAAUAUUAUUACAUCGUGCUGGAGUUGUGUCCGGGAGGCGAAUUGUUCCACCAGAUUGUCCGAUUGACGUACUUCAGCGAAGAUCUUAGUCGACAUGUCAUCGUCCAGGUUGCCGAGGCGAUUGAGUAUCUUCACGAGACAUCUGGAGUGGUGCAUCGGGACAUCAAACCCGAGAAUCUGCUCUUCUACCCGAUCCCCUUCGUUCCGAGCAAACACCCCAAACCUCGUCAGCCCGGCGACGAAGACAAGGUGGACGAGGGCGAGUUUAUUCAUGGCCGGGGUUCUGGUGGAAUUGGAAAGAUCAAGAUCGCCGAUUUCGGCCUGUCCAAGGUCAUCUGGGACAGUCAAACGAUGACCCCUUGCGGUACCGUCGGUUACACCGCUCCUGAAAUCGUUAAGGAUGAGAGGUACUCCAAGAGUGUCGACAUGUGGGCUCUUGGUUGCGUGCUCUACACCCUUCUCUGCGGUUUCCCUCCCUUCUAUGAUGAAAGCAUCCAAAUCCUGACUGAAAAGGUGGCCCGGGGCCAGUACACCUUCCUGUCGCCCUGGUGGGAUGACAUCUCCAAGUCGGCUCAGGAUCUGGUCUCCCAUCUCCUGACGGUGGAUCCCGUCAAGCGUUUCACCAUCAAGGAAUUCCUGGCUCACCCGUGGAUCCGCGGAAGCAACGAGGAAACGAGCGCUGCCGAGGAUGCGCCCCCGCUAGCGACUCCCCUCAGCACGCGCCAGCCCCAACAAUCGCCCUUGGACGCCGCCGCGGCGGAUCAAGCCCCCAAUGCGCCCGUCAGCGCGCGCCUUGGAGACCAGCCCUCUGCCGGGUUGGAACGUCCCAUGGAUUUCCGAUCACCUGGCGCGAUCAACCUCCGCGAGGUUUUUGACGUUGGCUAUGCCGUCCACCGCCAGGAAGAGGAAGCGAAGCGACGCAAGAACUUCAAGCACGUCUACCGUGGAGCCAAUUCGACGGCCGGAUUCCAAUCCGCGCUGAACCCGCUCAACGAGGACUAUGACGACGACGACGACGCGCACAUCACCUAUCAGAACAUCCCGGAGGACGAGUAUCCUCCCUCGAAGGUCCACAAGAGCUCCAACCAGGCAAAGGACGUGGCCAUGAUGGAAGCCAAGUUGCGAUCGACCAACCUCGGUGCGGCUCCCCCCAGUCAUGCCGCGCAAGCUCGGCAAGCGAACCAGCCCCGACAGCAACAGGGCUACGGACAACACAGCGCCGCCGUUGCCGCCGCCGCAAAGCAAAAGGCUGCUCGCUCGGCGCGGCAACCAUUCGAGCUCAAUUUGGGCAAUGCUUCGUUGUUAGAAAAGAGGACCAGACGGCACCAGGAGCAACCCGUUAGCUGA
Molecule: messenger RNA, 1926 nt
Organism: Aspergillus steynii IBT 23096
Lineage: Eukaryota; Fungi; Ascomycota; Eurotiomycetes; Eurotiales; Aspergillaceae
Product: serine/threonine-protein kinase
Exons: 4
Coding region: 1-1926 (641 amino acids)
Biological process (GO): protein phosphorylation; mitotic DNA damage checkpoint signaling
Cellular component (GO): nucleus
Molecular function (GO): protein serine/threonine kinase activity; ATP binding
Source: RefSeq, a predicted model, not a curated record